Molecule: messenger RNA, 2276 nt
Organism: Aedes aegypti (yellow fever mosquito)
Lineage: Eukaryota; Metazoa; Arthropoda; Insecta; Diptera; Culicidae
Gene: Art1
Product: protein arginine N-methyltransferase 1
Exons: 3
Coding region: 417-1514 (365 amino acids)
Biological process (GO): peptidyl-arginine methylation
Cellular component (GO): nucleus
Molecular function (GO): protein-arginine N-methyltransferase activity
Source: RefSeq, a predicted model, not a curated record
AGCGGUGCUUUCUGUCGCCGCUCGCACGCUUUGUCGUUUUCGCGCAGCCCAGCAGAAAAGAGCAAGAAACGAGCAAAAGUGUGGUGUGGUUUCAGUUUGUGCGGCCAUUCUUCGAUGCGGUAGUGCAAAUUUUACAACCAUUCGCUUCAUUUAGUCCUUGAGAAAGCAUCGAAAUAAUUUCGUUCACGGAAGUGCUGCUACUGGUGCGCCCAAGCUGAAACUGGACGGUUCUGUACUUUUUUCGCCGUAAAAACGGCGUGUGUUUUGUCCUUGGGGGAAGUGGAUUGUUUUCGCCGCCUGCUGCUGCUGUUAGCCAAUCGCGGUCAAACGUUUAUUGCUGAUUUUGCGGAAUUAGGAUUAUUCGGCUUUCCCGGAACCGUGUAAUUUAGUGACCAGUAUUUCCAGAUUGCUACGCAAUGGCCAGUACCGACGUGAACAUGGAGACGGCAUCGUCGUCAUCUACGGCAGCAACCACCCCGAAUGGUAACACCAGCGGUAGUGAUACCCUGGCCACCAAUGCAGAGGAAAUGACCUCGCGGGACUACUACUUCGACUCGUAUGCACAUUUCGGCAUCCACGAGGAGAUGCUCAAGGACGAAGUGCGAACGUUGACCUACCGGAACUCGAUGUACCACAACAAGCAUCUGUUCAAGGGCAAGGUGGUGCUGGACAUUGGCUGCGGUACGGGAAUCCUGUCGAUGUUUGCCGCUAAAGCAGGUGCGGAAAAGGUGAUUGCCGUCGAGUGCUCGAAUAUCAUCGAUUACGCACAGAAGAUCGUUGAGGCCAACAAUCUGAGCCAUAUUAUCACACUGGUGAAGGGCAAGGUUGAGGAAAUUGAGCUGCCUGAUGGCAUCCAGCAGGUGGAUAUCAUCAUAUCCGAAUGGAUGGGUUACUGCUUGUUCUACGAGUCGAUGUUGGACACAGUUAUAUACGCUCGGGACAAGUGGCUCAAGCCAGACGUCGGUAUGAUGUUCCCGGAUCGGUGUACCCUAUUCGUGUCCGCUAUCGAGGACCGUCAGUACAAGGACGAGAAGAUCAACUGGUGGGAUAAUGUGUACGGAUUCAACAUGAGCUCGAUCCGCAAGGUGGCCAUCAGCGAACCGCUGGUGGAUGUCGUUGACCCGAAACAGAUCGUCACCAGUUCGUACAUGAUCAAGGAAAUCGACCUGUAUACCGUCCGGAAGGAGGAUCUCGACUUUGAGACACCCUUCCACCUGAUUGUGAAGCGAAACGACUUUGUCCAGGCGUUGAUCACCUACUUCAACGUCGAGUUCACCAAAUGUCAUCAACGCUUGGGCUUCAGCACCUCUCCCGAGGCCGCCUACACGCAUUGGAAGCAGACAGUGUUCUACUUCGAUGAAUACCUAACCGUCAAGAAGGGUGAAGAAAUCUACGGCAUGUUCAAGAUGAAGCCAAAUGCCCGCAACAAUCGGGAUUUAGACUUCUCCAUCGAUCUGCACUUCAAGGGAGAGCUUUCGCAGGUGAACGAAAAGAACCACUAUCGGAUGCGUUAAGGCACACGGUGGCAUUUUGGACAGUAAUUCUUUUAAGUCUAAGGAAACCUAUAAGUAGAAACCCAUUUCAACUCGAUAUCAUUUAAUGACCCACCCGUACAGGAUACAAAAUUUACAAAAAAAGAAGCUUAAAAAACUUAUUUAAGAGCGAAAUUUUACUACGCGUUUUAUUUGAGUUGACAAUUCGCUCACGAAAAUCUCAUGAAAUGAUUUUCUCACCAUUCACAUUAACGCCAUUUAACCAAACAAUAUGAAGGUAGAACUAUUAGCAGAUAAGAAGCAGAAAAUAGAUCCAUAGGCAUUCGAAUGAAGUAGAAACCGCGCGAAAAUCCUUGAACAAAGAAUAUACUAAAUCCAUUUUAAGCCUACAAACAUUAUAUAGACUACUUAAUCAGAACAAGAUAAACCAUAGUAAUUACCUAAGCAGAAUCGAACGCCAAUGUUGAUCGAAAGGGAUACUCUCAAAUAAAAAAAAGUCUACCGUGUACAUCGACAAAUUCUUUGGUUCCGGUGUAAGAAAACUCUCGAUACGAAACAACCUAAGAAUUGACCUGUGAAAUGCUAUCCACAAAGUGAGGGCAAACAAGAGGUACCAGUGAAUCCGUACGCUUUGGGUGCGUAUCUAUUAACCUAUGUAAAUCUAAACUUUUGUGAGUCGUCUAGUUAUGCAUGAAUUACAAAGGAUUACGACUCGCGCAAUACCGCAGUGAUUGCGAUCAGCACCUGAUCGCAGCAAUUAUAUUCCGUAAAGUAUCAGAAGAA